This is a messenger RNA of Hyalella azteca, 3444 nucleotides long. RefSeq lists its product as uncharacterized. NCBI's taxonomy places the organism in Eukaryota, Metazoa, Arthropoda, Malacostraca, Amphipoda, Hyalellidae. The record is from RefSeq and is a predicted model, not a curated record. Gene Ontology annotation, cellular component: cytoplasm. The transcript is spliced from 14 exons. Gene Ontology annotation, molecular function: guanyl-nucleotide exchange factor activity. Gene Ontology annotation, biological process: intracellular signal transduction. Bases 13 to 2964 code for a protein of 983 amino acids.
UCAGGUGACGCCAUGACCAGCAAGAUGGACCUUCUUGCUCAAAUAAGUGAGCUCCAAGAAGCCGUGUCGAGCAUGAAGAGUUCCCUGACCGAAGCCGUGACGCGGCUUGCAGCUGUCACCGAGGACGGUGGCAGCAGCUCUAUGUUGCAGCAGAACCAGGACGCAGCUCGCUUGCAGCAGCAAUUGCAAGACGACUUGCAGCAAAUGCAGACAAAAUGUGAUGGUAACACAACUCAAGUUGUGAAGCUCGUCCUCGCUCUCAAAGGAGACGUCUCCGGUCUUAAGAAGGAGAUGUCCGCCAUCAGCGAGCGCCAGGAUGCCCUCCAGAGGUCGCUCGAUGCGCUGCUCGAGGAGCGUCAAAAGGAACCUCACUCAAAGAACAACCGCAGUAGAGGAACGCACGGCGACACUUGCGGUGGUGGUCGCAGCAGCGGCGGCCACAGCAACGACAGCGGCGUGGCGCUGCUGCUGGAGAAGGCUCACCAGGCCUUCAUGUCGGACGCUCUCCCAGCCUCGCCUUCGGCCUCGCUAAUGCAUAGGACUUCCGAUCAGGACUCGCUACCCGAACAGCCUUCACUACUAGUGCCCCCGUUAGUGUACGAUUAUGUGGCUGGACUCUCGAACCAUGCGGCACCCACACACAACAUUUCUGGAGGAGGUGAAACGGAUGACCUCGCUUAUGACUCAGACUCUUCACUGACGUUCGCCGCAAACAAAUCCAUCAGCCUGAGCGCCACCAUAAGCAAGGAGAUGAGGGCAGCAGGACUGGCUCCUUCCCCUCACGCCAUCUCGCGAUCUAGCGACCCAGCUCGAGCAAAUUCUCCUCUCAGUGCCAACGAAUCCCAAACUAUCGUUGGAUCUGCAAUCAACAAGCCCAAAAGCCAAGCCAAAAUUCAUUCCCAAUUCAACGCAUCGACUACUUCGAGCUGUGACUCGAGUGGCUGUGUCGUCAACAGGACGGAUUCUGAUGGGUCGGAUCAGUCGCGCGAUGUAAUACAGACUGGAAGACGGCGGAGAUACGAAAAAGGCCUGAGUAUUAGCAGCACAGGAAAGCUGUACGGGCCUCUGCAUCGCAGCCUCUCUCAGGACUCGGCCACUUACGCCGCCCUCAGUUGCUGUGGUCCUCUCACGUCAGCUGGCCUCUACAGCCUCAACAACCAUGAUAUCUACAGCCAUACCAGUCACCACCACCAUCAUCAUCACCAGCAGCAGCAGAUUCAACGCGACAUUAAAGAUUCUCAUCGCUGUAGAGUCGCACGUGAACUACUCGAGACCGAGAAAAAAUACUGUAGAACGUUAUGGAUUAUACAGGACACGUUUGCCGAGCCCUUGAAGAAGCGUGGGAUUCUUUCUCAGCCCGAUAUUGACACAUUAUUCCCGAGUGAAGUAUACCAGCUAUACGACAAACACUGUCAUCUUCAGCAUCAGCUCAGAGAACGACUCGUGUCUUGGCAAUGGCAGCCUCUUGUCGGCGACAUUCUUGCCAAAUUUACGGAGCCUCACCAAUCGGAUGUACUACGCUUGUACACUUCUUACGUCAACGACUUCCCCGAAGUUCUGAAGACUUUCAACAAACUCUGCCGCAAUUCGCCUCCUUUCACCAAAUUUAUCAAGAGCUGCUUGGAGCAACCGUCGUGCGGUGGUUUGGAUCUUGGAGCGUUUCUACUAACUCCAGUUCAGAGAAUACCUCGCUACAUCCUGCUGUUGAAACAGCUUCUCAAGUACACCGAUGAAACGCACCCUGACUUCCACCACAUCAACGUUUGCCUGGAUCGACUCAAAGACUUUUUGGAGCGUCUCAAUGACUCCAUUGAGCACUCGUUCCAGCUUGUGCACGCCACUUUCUCGGGGGCGAUGGAGCCGACCAUCGCCGUCACCAGGACUGGACGUAGUAGAGCGAGUCGGUCUCCCAGACGUUCAGAAUCUACGGCUGAAAGUCCCACCUACAGGCCGGAGCGGCUCACUAGUCGUUCUGCGGACCGUGUGACUCAUGAGAGUCCUGAAUGCACCAUCCCUAGCUCAAAACCAAGCCCCAAGCGCUCGAGCAGCAUGGCUGGCGGUCCUGCCAAGCAGCUCGUGGUUAGCAAGCGAAGACCUCAAUCUUCCGAGGCGGGGAGGUCACGAUCACUUCCACGAGCGGCGCCCUUGAACCCAGAUAACGAAGACCCGCCAACGAAACAGAAAAAAAGCAAGAGACCAGCACGACCGCUACCGACUGCACGGUCUGUGGCCGACAUGACUAAGACUCCCGAUGAGUCACAGGGAGUUUCAUGGGACGAAUUUGCAGCGAGCGAACCUUCUCUCCUCGACAAGUGCGGGAAAAAUGAAAUCUUCGACGUAAAGGAGGCACAAUCCGUCGAUGAAUCGGAGCACGAUUCACCCGGUGUUGAAACUGAGCGCUUGCCUAAUAGGCAAGAUGCAUCACACGAAGAUGGAGUCGUUAAGAAAAAGUCAAUCAAAACUUCCCUAAAAAAUAUGUUCACCUUCAAAAAGAGGACUGGUGCUUCCCCAACUGGUACCCGUCCUUCGUCCAUUCCCAACCACCACCACCACCACCAUUUGUUCCCCAUAAAUGAUCACCACCACCUACAUCACCAUCAUCACAACCACGAUUCGCACCACCAUCCACCUAGGCCAUCGACGGCUCGCGGGAUGCGAGAAGAGGGCGACUACUGGGAUCCUCAGACGCAGUCACUGCAGGACGGAUCACUGCAGGCAGGCUGUGCACCUGCGUCAUCUCAGUCCCAGGCGGCGCCCCAACAGCCACGAGAGACUUCGCAGGUCUCAGGAACCCCGUCGAGUUUCUCGCCAUCCAACGGCCACUACCAAACGUUAGCGUCGCUCUUGCCGCCGCAGCAAACACACACGCCACUCCAGCCAUCCACGCCGGUGCCGGGGCAACAUUGUCUGUCUGUUGUAGGUGAUUUUGUCGACGAGGAUGGGAACCCUUGUUCUAAUGUGUAAUGUACAUUCCAGGUCCCUUUACAGGUUUUAAUUUUGUAGAAAUAUUUUAUAAUUUUUUAAAUAGAUAUUAAUCUUUAACAAUCUCCCAGGAACUCUCCAGAUCUUAAAGAUGUUACGGACUUUGAUUCAAAUUGUUAAGCGAUAAUGAAUUUUUGUACACUCAAAAAUGGCAUGAUGAAAUUUUUACUUCUGUGUAAGUACCCGCCAUGCGUCAAUAUAAAAUCUACAUUGUUAUUUAUUUGUAAUGUGUCGAUGAUUCUACAUGUAGUGAUUGCGAUACCUGGCUAAAUUUUAAUUCGUCCCAUUGAAAAUUGUUGUAAAGUAAUGUAAGAUAUCGUGCAAUAUUCCGUCCAUUGAGCCAUAAGUUUGCAACGUGCAAAUUGACUUGCAACGGGCAAACCAACGUGCAAAUUGAUUUAAUUCUAAGAUACCCAUGCAGAUAAUCGUUUUUUAACGAAAUAAAUAAGUACUUUGUUUACA